CUCUCUCGCGGUACGGAGGAGGAGGAGGAGGAGGAGGAGGAGGAGGAGAGAAGGCUGCCAUGGCUUCUGGGAGUUAUAGAAAUGGCGGCGGCGGAGGCGGAGGCGGCGCCGCUCCGAGGUUGAGUGCGAAGCUCGAUCGCCAGAACUCCGGCGCCCACGCGACCCCCAAGGCCUCCUCAAAGUCCAGACCGCCCGCCACCCCUGGCGCCGCCGCUGGUGGCUUCCGUCGCAGCAGCUCCGGGCCCCUCACCUCCACCGCUGCCGGCCGGGGAGACGCCGGAGUUCCCGGUAGAGUAAGAGUGGCUGUAAGACUUCGCCCUCGAAACGGAGAAGAGUCGGUUGCAGAUGCUGACUUUGGAGAUUGUGUUGAGUUGCAGCCAGAGCUCAAAAGGUUGAAGCUUCGCAAAAACAAUUGGGAAUCGGAAACUUAUGAAUUUGAUGAGGUGCUUACAGAAUUUGCCUCUCAAAAGCGAGUUUAUGAAGUCGUAGCAAAACCCGUUGUUGAGAGUGUUCUAGAGGGGUACAAUGGUACAGUUAUGGCUUAUGGGCAGACUGGUACUGGGAAGACUUUUACCCUCGGAAGGCUUGGAGAAGAAGACACUGCUGCCCGUGGAAUUAUGGUUCGUGCAAUGGAAGAUAUUCUUGCAGAUAUAUCGCCAGAGACCGAUUCUGUAUCAGUAUCUUACUUGCAGUUAUAUAUGGAAACAAUCCAAGAUCUUCUUGAUCCUGUAAAUGAUAAUAUUGCCAUAAUAGAAGACCCAAAGACAGGGGAUGUUUCUUUGCCUGGUGCCACAAUAGUUGAAAUAAGGGAUCAGAAGAGCUUUGUGGAUCUUUUAACAUUAGGAGAGGCUCACCGCUUUGCUGCAAACACUAAGUUAAAUACAGAGUCAUCUCGAAGUCACGCGAUUCUCAUGGUACAGGUAAGGAGAGCUGUCAAGGGUAGGCAUGACACUGAGCUAAAUUUUCAUGGCGAAAAUGGUCAUACAUCCCCCCUUGUGUCAUCUUUUAGACCGCCAAUUGUCAGGAAAGGCAAGCUUGUUGUUGUUGACCUCGCAGGAUCAGAGCGAAUAGAUAAGUCAGGAAGUGAGGGGCAUACGUUGGAAGAGGCAAAGUCUAUUAACCUAUCACUAAGUGCUUUGGGAAAAUGCAUCAAUGCACUGGCUGAAAAUAGUCCACAUGUUCCUAUUCGUGAUUCGAAGCUUACAAGAUUGCUUAAAGAUUCGUUUGGAGGCACUGCAAGAACUUCAUUGGUUGUGACAAUUGGCCCAUCUCCGCGUCAUCGAGGGGAGACCGCAAGUACCAUAAUGUUUGGACAAAGAGCCAUGAAGGUGGAGAAUAUGGUAAAACUAAAGGAGGAAUUUGACUACAAAAGCUUGUGCCGGAGGCUUGAUAUUGAGUUAGAUAAGUUAAUUGCAGAAAAUGAAAGGCAGCAGAAAGAAUUUGAAGAUGAGGUUGCGAGAAUAAGGAUAGAAGCUCAAAAUCACGUUGCUGAGGCCGAAAGAAAGUAUAUAAAAGCUCUAGAGACAGAGAAAUUAAAGUACCAGCAAGACUAUAUAGAUUCAAUUAGGAAGCUUGAGGAGAAGUGGAUGGUAACCCAACAAUCCAGUAGUAAUAAUAAGACUAAAGCUGAGCAUCAUCCCCAGUCAGCGGAGAAAACAUGCGAUAAUAAGGCUCCAAGUGAAUCUGACGCAGAUGAGAUUAAUGAGGUCAAAAAGUUGCUCGAGAAUGAAAAGUUCUUGCGGCAGUCCACAGAAGAAGAAGUUAACGACCUCAAAAACCAAGUGUUGCACUGGAAAAAGUUGGAGGCAGCUGGAAGUGCUGAGGUUGCAAAGCUUCAGAAGAUGCUGGACAACGAAGCCAGUCAGAAAGAGAAGCUAGAAGAAGAGAUAGCGGCUUUGAAAAGUCAGUUGUUACAGUUAAGCUUUGAAGCUGAUGAGACAAGGAGGAGUCUUGACAGAGGUGGAUCUGGAAAAAUAUUCCCUGGUUUGGAUUCACUGAUGUCCCAAGCUAGGAAUUCACAGCUUAGAGAUCAGGGAAAUGGACCUAAGCCUCCAGUUGCGAAACUUUUUGAGCAAGUGGGAUUGCAGAAGAUAUUAUCGUUGCUUGAAUCAGAGGAUGCUGAUGUACGUGUUCAUGCAGUUAAAGUGGUCGCCAACCUGGCUGCUGAAGAGGCAAAUCAAGAAAAGAUUGUAGAAGCUGGCGGCCUCACUUCAUUGUUGGUGCUUCUGAGAAGCUCAGAGGAUGAAACAAUACGAAGAGUAGCAGCAGGAGCAAUUGCCAACCUUGCAAUGAAUGAAACCAACCAAGAGCUUAUAAUGAGUCAAGGCGGUAUAAGUUUGUUGUCCAUGACUGCAGCUGAUGCUGAGGACCCCCAAACUCUACGAAUGGUUGCUGGAGCCAUAGCUAAUCUAUGUGGCAAUGACAAGCUACAAGCAAGGCUAAGAGGAGAAGGUGGCGUUAAAGCAUUGUUAGGAAUGGUUAAGUGUGGGCACCCUGAUGUCCUUGCCCAAGUUGCACGCGGCAUUGCAAACUUCGCAAAAUGCGAGUCUAGAGCGGCAACUCAAGGAAAUAAGCUAGGAAAAUCUCUGUUAAUUGAAGAUGGAGCACUCCCUUGGAUUAUAAAAAAUGCCAAUAACGAUGCUUCACCAAUUAGACGCCACAUUGAACUUGCGUUGUGCCACUUGGCACAGCAUGAAGUGAAUGCAAAGGACAUGAUCAGCGAAGGAGCCUUGUGGGAGCUUGUUCGGAUUUCACGGGACUGUUCACGAGAAGAUAUUAGGAUGUUGGCCUACCGGACUCUGACUUCUAGUCCCACCCUCCAAGCAGAGAUGAGGAGAUUGCACAUCGAAUGUUGAUGAACCAAGCUUUUCUGCAGGCUUCUUGUGUGGAUAGUAAAAUGCAGCUACUUGAGGUGCCAUUUUGGGAAGAAAUUUUGGUUGAAUAUUUGCAAAGGCUUGAUAUGCGUGGAAGGGUCUGAGUCUAUCUAAUCUCAGAAUCGUCUGACAACGCAAUGUUAAUGGGCUCUACUAAUUUUGAUUUGAAGGGAGUUAAAAGAAAUAUUUCUCAACAAUUCUUUUGUUCAUGGCGAAACUCCCUACACAAAGGACCCGUCAACUUGCCUCUGUUGUAUAAGUUUGUGUAUAAUGUAGAAUAAGUUAAAAAGAUGAUGGUUAAAGACUUGUCAGAAUCGGGUCAUACUGAUACUUAUUAUAUAGAACUUGCUUGGCAUUUUUCAUGUCUCUAUUUUCAUGUGGGAAUGUAUAUUAAACGUAUGAGUCAUAUUUAAACAAGAAAGAUACCUGCUUUACGUUUGAGUUUUGGCAUGGAAACGAAGAGAAAUGCAUUAUCCUGUUUCUUACUGCCCAAGCUGUUUGCACAGAGAAAUUUCCUAAUAAAGUGUUUUCCAGUUUUAGUGCAAA
Molecule: messenger RNA, 3419 nt
Organism: Ananas comosus (pineapple)
Lineage: Eukaryota; Viridiplantae; Streptophyta; Magnoliopsida; Poales; Bromeliaceae
Product: kinesin-like protein KIN-UB
Exons: 19
Coding region: 60-2855 (931 amino acids)
Biological process (GO): microtubule-based movement
Molecular function (GO): ATP binding; microtubule binding; microtubule motor activity
Source: RefSeq, a predicted model, not a curated record